UCUCCUCAUUUAUAAUUUUGUACUGUACUUACUUUUUUGACAAAUAAACAUUAAUGGCUGCCAAUUUCGUAUGAAGAAGCAGCAGCAGUGAAUUUUUCGCUCCAAUUUGCAAAAAGUUAGAGAAAACUAUUUUAGAAAAUCGAGUAAGAGUUAAAAAACAAUUUGCAAAAAGGCAGCGUGGAUAAUAUUCGUGCAGGAUGUGGCCGCAGGCGUUGCAAAUGUCUAGAGAUGAGUGUCGAGGGAUUUUGAGAAGACUUGAGCUGGAAUCUUAUUCUCAUGUGAUAAGUGUAUUUCGCGCUCAGGGUGGCCUCAGCGACAACAAGGCCAAACUUCUUGAGGAGUUGCGUGGCAUAUUUCACAUCUCGCAAGAGCGUCAUCGAGCUGAAGCGCGUCGUGUUGCAAACGAUGAACAAUUGUGUACCAUAGCUGAAGCUAUAUCGGGUCCAAAUACAUGGCAAGAGUGGUCGCGUGAAGGAAGACGAUCGUAUCCGAUGCUACCGCGUGUGGCCCCACAAACAGCGCUCGCAUUAAUUGCUAAUAAUGUGGCAACUGAGACAAUUUCUGAAAAUGCUAAAUUACCCUAUCCCGCUGAUACGGCAGCAGCAGUCGUUGCUGAACGAGCUAAUACCAUCAAUACAAUAAUGGGAAAAGAAGAAUUGGAAUCUUGGGAAAUCAAGCGCGAGGUUUAUGUCGUCACAGACGAUCCUUUCAAAAUGCCUGAUAUUCCUGCUGCCAAUAAGAAAAAUCUUAAACGUAACAUAUCCGACAGUCAAGCCGGCAGCAAUAAAAAGCGUAUUAUCAGUGAUACUUCACCCAGCAAACAACAGUACCAAAAGCAGUUCCAUCACAUAACUGCUAAUAGUGCCCAAGCUACGUCACCCAUCAGUGGUAACAGUAACAUACGUAAAUUAUAUCACAAUCACAACAGCAAAGCUGCACAGCAACGUUUAAAUCAAACACCAUUACAAAAACAAAAACUGGCAACGAAAAAAUCACAAAUGGCUACAGGUGUAAACCCCAUAUUACCUGUUACACCUGGUAAGCGACAGGCGACGCCAGCCAAAAGUGGCCGCAAAGCGAAUUCCAAACUUCAAGAACAGAAACAACAACAAUCACUUGCUCAACAACAGCAUCAACAACAAAUGCUGGCACAAACAACCGUUCGCAAUAUACAACAUGUUGUCGGUGAGGGGUUGGAUGAAUUCAAUAUGGAUCAGAAUUCCACACAACCGCAGAUUGCCGCUUCAAAGAAGGACAUAACCAAGAAUCUAACCAAAUUGCAAUUGCCUAGCGUGAUUACAACACCACCAACAACAGGAGCAUCAUCAGUGUCACCAAAUGUGAUAGCACCGGCAAUACCAUCCAACAGCCCAUUAAUGGUAAAUGCUUUGUCUACACGAAUCGAUACCCAUCAGUUGCCAACUGCCUUAUCACCAACUGUUGGCAGUGCUGGAGUACAUAGCAAAGUGGAAAAAAUGAUUUCAACGCCAGUACAGAAAAUUAUACUUGAAGACCGUCUUCCGCCACAGCAAUUAGCAGGUUCGGUUGUCACAACUUCAACAACAGCAAUGGCAUCAGCGGUCGUGGUAUCAACGGCAUCCACGUUCCAAUUGCAAUCUACAUCCACACCACAGAUAAUGACAUUACCACAAUUAUCAGCGGCUGCCACAAAAUUACGCGCAGUAAAUACUACAAUUUUGCCACCAGGUACUAAACUCACUACAAAAAAGUUGUCCGGCUCUACAUUGAUUAGUGCGCUUGGCACAGAUAAUAACGCUGCACUCACCGGCAGUACUAAUAACAGUGGCUCACAAGUGUUCAGCAUCAUUGAAGGUAACAAUAGUUCGAGUAAUGCACAAGCGACGCCUUCUCUGCCGACGCACACGCCACCAGCAAUCAUACAAAUUCAAAAUACAAACAACACUAAUGUAUCUACGGAAGGCACUGCAACACUGCAAUCAUCACAACAGCCGGCGCAAGGCAAGGUGUUAACAACGAAAUUGUUACCGAUUGUGUUGAGUGGCGCCGGUGUUGCUAGUGGUGGUAGUGGCGGUGGCAGUAGCAGUAGUUCCGGUAACACUGUUAAUAUUACGAAAAUCGAAACUAUCAAUAAUGGUGCUACACUCGUAAGUGGCGGCAGUGGAAGCAGUGGUCUUAGUGGGAAUAAUCUGAAUGCUUCGUUGGGCGGCACAACAGCAAUGCUAAAAACUAUGGGGUCGACAUUAUUGCUAUCACCAAAUCAGAGUGGCACAGCCGCUGGCAGUGCGCUAUUUUCAACACUAACAUCCGGCGCUCCGGUGUUCCGCAAGUCGCAGAUCAUUAAAACGGGCACAAUUGGCGUGAAUGCAAGCAGCGCAAGCAAGCUUUCUGGCACCUUUAGUACUUCCAAUUCGGGCCCCCAAAUUAUCAGCAAUAUUAAAUUGACACCAGCGAAUACCACUACAAGCGUAACUGCGGUCAGUCAUUCGAAUCAACAGGCACAACAACAAUCAACUUCAGCUUCACCAUUCUUACAACAUCAGCUAAAGAAUAUCUCAACCACUGGUAUUCGUACCAGCGUAAAAAUAUGCCAAUCACCAAAUGGCAAAGUGUUCAUACAACCAGCCAAUAUAGACAACGCAUCGAAAGCAAAACUACAAGGUGCAUUAUCACACAAAAUCUUGCCCAACGCGGUGGUCAGUAGUAAUGCCACGGGUGCUGGUACAACCGGCACACACCAGCCGCAACGCAUCGCCAUACAGAAAGUGCAAAUAAUCCCAGCGCCAUUAAAUUCGCCCGGCAAUUUGACGGGCACCUUUCACACGGCUACUUCACAAUCCCAAUCACAGACGAAGCCCACUAUUACAACAAACACGCUAACAUUGGGCGGCAAUAAGGGUAAUAUGAAUAUGGUUUUCGUGCCGUCGGUUGGUGCACGCACCACCUCUGGAACAAUAACACUAUCGAAGCCUGCAAGUGUUGGUAGUAGUAUUGUUGCAGCUGCUAAAGUACAGAAUACUCAAAACACCGAGACCGUCAAACCCAAUGUCGUGAUAAUUGGUUCGUCGUCAGCACAAAGCAGCACAAAUACGCCAAUUAAGACGACCACUUUCAUCGAUGGCAGCAACAAGUACAACGUGACCUCUAGAACAGCCAGUGCAGUGCAGUUGGAAGCAAAUCAAAUGAUUACCGAAGAUACGCCAGUGGAUAUACUCAAUAUGCCGAUAAUAGUGGAAAGUGGUGAUGGCACGAAUAUCACGAUGGGUAAUAAUAUUGGCGAUACAGUAACGGUAUUGCCAACAACGCUAGUAGAAAGUACACAACAGCAGCAGCACCAACAACGAGAGCAACAAGGCCAACAACAACAACAGCAACCGUCCACAAUAAUUUUGGGUGCUACCGAUUGGGAAAUGGAAUUGGAUCAAGCAACAGCCGUCGCCGCAGCAACUAAAGCCGCAGCACGCACAGAAUUUCGGCGACAGUCCGGAGGUCAGGUUGGUGGCAAACAGCAGCAAGACAAGGAAACGAUUGAUGGUGAGGCCAUAAUUAUCGAUGACAGUUUUGAAGAUGUAAUUGUGGAGGAGCAGGAAGAGGGCGACACUGACGCCGGCACUGAGACUGAGGGCACUGUUGACGGUGAAAUGGACGAGAAUGAAAUGACGGACGAUACGGGCGGCGAAGAGGGCCAAGAGAUGACAGAACGGGCAUACACAAUCUAUAGCGGCACCGAAAGUGGUAGUGGCGGUGAGAUAUCGCCCGCCAAAACGCGUGAUGCGCCGAAGCUGAAGGUGGGACGAUUGCAGAAAACAUAUAAUAACGCCAGCGCUUACGUCAACGAUGAAGAUGAGCCAAUCGAAGUGAUUGACGAUGAUGAGGAGAAUACGACUGUGGCUGUUAGCCAGAAAAAAUCUGCCCAAAAAGCGGAAAGUGAAACUGUAAAAUUGGAGAGAACAGUGAAUGCAGUCAAUGUGAACAACGAAAGAGAAAACAACAUAUCCGCCGCAGUUGAAUGUGAAACAGAUGCUGGAUUUGAUGAGACUAUCGUUGCCGAUAUUGAUGAAAACACCGCAAUUGAAUAUAUAGAAGAGGAUAACAACAUGCAUGCUAGCAAUGACAAAACUGAGGUAAACAACUUAAACGCCACACCAGCAAAAUCCACAAAAAGUCAAAUAGCGGACAGUGAAAUUAUCGUGCUGGACGACAAUGACAGCGCAACACUAACGACCACAGCAACAGCAACGCUGGCUGCUACGUCGUCGGCGAUGACACUUGGCGAAGCCGCCGAGGAUACAGUCGUGCUGGAGUGCAACCCAAACAAAAUGGUUGGCGGCAAUACAGCAACCAAAAUAAAUGUUGCCACGCUCAAUGACUGAACUGGCCAGCUAUAAACAUGGUUAAAGCUUCAUGGCACUGCAUACAGAUUUCCGAUUUUGCUAGAGGGUGGGUUGGUAAACCAGCUUUUUUAACAACGAUUUCUCCAGCUGGAAUAUUGAGCAAUAGCAAUAGAUAGUGGGGGCGCAACAAAGAGUAGAGUGUUGAGUGAUUUGCAAUGGUGUACAAAAAAGGUUAGGUUGAAUUAAUUAUUUAUAGCAAUGGUAAUAUAGACACUUGGUUUGCAAAACAUUUUUAGUGUAAAAUGUAAAGUUAGCCAAAACGCAAACGUAAAAAUAUACGCGUUGAGGAUUCGACGAGACAAGCGCAUGUUAGCAGUUGAAAUGUAAUUAAAAUAUAAUUUUUUGUUUAAUAAUGAACAAAAGUUUUAGAAAAAGUUUGUGAAGGCUGUAAGUAGUAGAAAUGUAUUAGCAAUAUAUUUUCUAGAAUACUACUACUGACUCAAGUAGGUUGGACUAUAGUUUAAACUUAAUUUACAGUUAUUCAAUAUUUUCUUUAAUUAUUAAUUUUUUUUUUUUUUGUUUUUAUUUUUUUGUAAAGUUUUACCAUAAGAAUUUAACGUAUCUUAAGUACUCACAUGUUUUUUUAUGAGCACCCACGACGGAGAGGUAAUGCAAUUGAAUGCACCAUAUAUAGUACUAGCGCUAAGUACCAGUGGGAUAAUUAAUAAAAUAGAAGUAAAAAUUUCCAAAAUUUUCUGCUAAGUUGUAAAUAGUAGUUAGUAACUUAGUUGUACUGCAAUACAAGCAAAGAAGUGGACACAAAUUGGCGAAAACAGCCACAAACUGCAACCACGGUAAAUUUCUCAAAUCGAGGGUCGCGUUAAGUGCUGGUGUGCAUAUUUGUAUAUAAAUAUUAAUAUUUAAUGUUAGGCAGUUUGUUUUUUGACUGCAAACCUUUUGCAGCUUGUAUAAAAUAAAUACAAUUUUAUGUAAUUAAAACAAAUAUACAUAAAUCAUUUGUUAAUACUAUGUACUACUAAUAAAACAAAUAACACGUUAUAAUUACCCUAACACAUACACAUACAUACAUACGCAUGCACGCAUACAAACAAUUGUUCGUUAUGUGAAGCACACAGCGAGAUUAUAGAUUAGUAGUUGAUAAUUUGUUUACAGUUUUUUUUUUCUAACGCAUAAAUUACUUUAAAACGCAACGCAAGCAAUUUAAUGAACGAUUGUAGAUUUAAAGUAUACGUAAAUAAUGUGGAAUAACACAAGCAAAGUAAAAGUAAAAAAAUGCACAGUGGUACAGAGCAGGCAGAAUGUUUGAGCAACUGUUGCAUUGUUUUCUAAUAAACGAUAUUAUUUAAAAAGUUUUUUUUUCUCAGUUCUUUUACUUAAGUUUAGCUUAGCGACGCGAAAAGCAGUAAAUAAAUGAAAAAUAAAAAUGAAAACAAAAAAAGUUUAAUAAAUUGAAAUUAUAAAUUUUGGUUGUUAGUAGUUUUUUAAAUAGACAGUUAUGCAUACGUAUCGUAUGUUACCCGAACGCAGCUACGAACGCACCUUAGUAUUACUACUAGUUUGUUAUGUUCUUACUCACCUAAAUACUUUUGUAUGGUCAAGUUUUUGAAAAAUUGCAAAUACGCAUAUAUCAUUUACAUAUGCCAUUACUUACCUACACCAUCUAAUAUUUGUAUAUGUUCGAAAUUAAUUUGUGGAUAGCAUGCUCAAAUUAAUUAUACGAAAUUUCUAGAGCAAAACCAGUUAUGCUUGAAUUUUAAUGCUUUCAAUUUUUUUUUAAUUAAAAGGGCAAUACAAAUUUAUUUUGCUUUCAAUGCGUUCUUCUUCUUUCACACUAAGCGGUUAGCAGCUAUUAUUUAAAAGCGCAAAAAACAAAGUUACAUAAUUAAGCUAACGUUUGUAUGUACAGUAAAAUAAAAAUAAAUAUAAAUAUAUUAAAUGAAAUUCAAAAAAAAAAAAA
Molecule: messenger RNA, 6291 nt
Organism: Bactrocera oleae (olive fruit fly)
Lineage: Eukaryota; Metazoa; Arthropoda; Insecta; Diptera; Tephritidae
Product: BRCA2-interacting transcriptional repressor EMSY
Biological process (GO): regulation of DNA-templated transcription
Cellular component (GO): nucleoplasm
Source: RefSeq, a predicted model, not a curated record